Molecule: messenger RNA, 1091 nt
Organism: Polistes canadensis
Lineage: Eukaryota; Metazoa; Arthropoda; Insecta; Hymenoptera; Vespidae
Gene: Smn
Product: survival motor neuron protein
Exons: 6
Coding region: 218-973 (251 amino acids)
Biological process (GO): mRNA processing
Cellular component (GO): nucleus; cytoplasm
Molecular function (GO): RNA binding
Source: RefSeq, a predicted model, not a curated record
GUGCGUAUUGGUUACAAUUUUGUUUCUUUCAUCUAUUCCAAAUCUCUCUCUUUCUCUUUCUCAUAGUGUGUUAUAAUUCUUAUAUAUAUCACGUGAAGUAAAUAAUCUUACAUUGUUUAUAUGACAUUCAUUCUGUAAACGUAUAAAAAAACAAAGAAGAAAGGUCUUUUAAGUGUCUUCAAAAAGAAUUUAUAUUUGAACAAAUCUAUUUGUUAAAAUGGUUGACGACAAUAAUGUAUUAUUUGUUAGAGGAAAUGAAAAUGACAAUGAAUUAAUUUGGGAUGAUGCAGCAUUGAUAAAAGCAUACGACAGAGCUAUAAAUCUAGCUAAAGAAGAAGUUUCUAUGCGAAUUGGUAUUGAUUAUCCAUGUACAACUUCUAAAUCAAAAGUUCAACAACAAAAACAAUCUCGUACUACAUAUAAACAGAAAAAGAAAUGGUGUGUUGGGUCUCCGUGUCGUGCUGUAUAUUCAGAAGACGGUGAAAUUUACGAAGCUAUUAUAACUAAAAUUUAUGACAAGUAUGGAACAUGUAUUGUCAAAUUUGUAGGUUAUGGUAAUAGCGAAAAGGUAGAAUUGAGCAGUCUUUUAGAAUCGGAAGGAUUACAAAGUCAAAUUGCUCAGCAGAAGAAUGCAUUAGCAGAAAAGUUUAAUGAAGAAAGUAUGAAUCAGAGUGAGUCAGGUUCUGAUUGCAAUGCCAAGAGCGUUAAUAGUAACGCUGAAGAAAAGAUGGGAUUUGAUUCUGAACAGAAAGAGCCUAAAAUUUAUAUCGAUUCAGGUCCAUCGGCUAAUCCUUUCUUAAAUAUGAUGCCUCCUGCACCUCCUUUACCACCUCAAUUAAUGGCUAAACUCCCAGAAAAUGAUGCAGAUGCUCUUUCCAGUAUGUUGAUGUCGUGGUAUAUCAGUGGAUUUCAUACAGGAUACUACCAUGGUUUGAAACACGCUAAGGACAAUAAUUUGAAAAGAAAGAAUUGAUUUUAUAAGAGAAAAAACAAGUAAUAUUAUCACUUAUAAAAUAUAAUAAUUUUAUCACUUUUCAUAUUCAAUGUGCAUUGUAUUACUAUCAAUGAUAACAGAAAAAAAUUUAGUUUCU